CUUGCAAAAAAUAUAAUUUUAUUUCUAUAAUUAUCUUAAUUUGUUCUUAUUAUUGACCACUUAUAUUUCUUUCUUUCUAUUUCCACGGACAAAGCUUAAUUAACUACGUUAUUAAUUAAUUUUAAUGUACUUUUUUAAUUAUUUAAUGUGCUUAAUUUACUAUAAUCGCGUUACGCCUACAAAAAGCACGCAAUGCUAUACAAGUCACAUUCUUUAUUCCGUAUGCAGCACCAGAGAAAAAAUUUACGGCGUACACGAUUGUUAAAGUGUUUUGCUUUAAGAAAAAAUCCAUCAUUUUUUCUAGAAAAUAUUUUAUAUUGCAAAAAUCUAUAACAUGUAAUCUGCGAAACGUGUCGAUUAGAAGAUAAGAAACGAAAAUGGAGGCAGAGAUCCAUGUACAAGUAAAGAACAACUCACCGUCGAUAGAAGUGAAAAUGGAAGAAGAGAUCCAUGCAGAAGUGAAAGAUUCGCCGUCAAUAGAACGCAUCUUACGUCCAAUAUCGUAUACUUCUUGGCUUCUGGGCAUCGGUGUUGCACAUCCGCGAAAAUGUCCCAAGGCUAUAACAAUAAUCAUACGUAUAAUUUACAUGACUGUAUGUUCCAUUGGAAUGAUAUAUGAGGCAAAAUCAUUACUUUCUUCCACUUAUGAGUUUGACAUAAACGAUUACUUGGUGAACUUACGUGAAGUAAUGGAUUACGUAUUAGCCUAUUAUUACAUUUGUUACGGAAUCAGACAGUACAACAAGUGGCCGGAGCUGAUGGACAGAUUGAAAGAACUCGAUCAGAAGAUCAAGAAGGAAAUAUCCAUGAAUGACAAGUCUAUAAAAAUUGUCGCGGCACUAGCAGUUUUCGCGACUAUUUUCUGUUUGAUCAUUCCCGUAGUGUUUUAUUACAUUUAUUAUAUUAUUUAUUAUAAUUCAUUUGCACCAGCAGACUUCAUGGUUUUCGUAGUGCUUCCAAACGUGAUAGUAGCUCAGUCGUUAAUUAACAGUUUUGUCUUCGACGUUGUUGUCUAUGUGUUAUAUUGCAGAUUUCAAACGAUAAAUAAAUUGAUAGGCCAGUUGGAUAAGUUAUCCGAUGUGCUCGCAUUCAAGAUUAGACACAUUAGGGAAUUGCAUGCCGAUAUUUGUGAAAUGGUCAGCAUAAUAAACAAUAUUUACAGUCUUCCUCUCCUUUUCUGCUCGAUGUACUGUUUUAUCACGUCUGUGACUGUAUUAUUCGAACUUUACUACGCUUUCAACAAAAAGGAAACAGAUUACAUGAUAUACAACGCCAAAAAGUUCUAUUCUUACAUUGAUUCGUUGGACAUGGCUGACUGCAUGCAGUGCCUAAAAAGAGCAAUGGCUUACGUAUCAGCUUAUUACUACAUUUAUCACGGAAUCAGACAGGACAACGAGUGGCCAAAGUUGAUGGACGAAUUGAAGGAAUUCGAUCAGAAGAUCAAGAAGGAAAUGUCAAUGAAUGACCAGCCUAUAAAAAUUGUCGAGGCGCUAGCAAUUUUUGCGACCAUCUUCUAUAUGAUUAUUCCUCUUUUGGAUAAGUCAUCUGAUGCGCUUGCAUUCAAGAUUAGACGCAUCAGAGAAUUGCAUAGCGAUAUUUGUGAUCUCGCCAGGAAAGUAAACGAUAUUUACAGUCUUCAUCUCCUCUUUUGCUCGGCGAAUUCCUUCACCAUGGCUGUUGCUUCAUUAUUCCAAUUUUACAGUCUUUUGGAGUUCCGUUCGUUAUACUUGCUUUCAUCGCUAAAGAGUUUUCUUUGCAUUGUAUUUAUCACAAAAUUCUAUUUGACUUGUUGGAUUUGCACGCUCACACGUGAAGAAUCCGAUAGGACUGGGAGAAUCAUAUACGAAAUUAUAUUGAAAUAUCAACCUGUGAAUAUUGAUAAACACGAGGCGAGUAAUAUAUCAAGGCUAGAAGUGCGACCUCCAAUGGAAAAUUUGGACGGCGAGCAAUGUUCUAAUUGGGGCAACAGUGACAAUCUGAGUUACGUUGAUAUGGACAAUCUCUUGCGUAGAAAUCUCGAUCGAGACAAUAUCGAGUAA
Messenger RNA from Solenopsis invicta (red fire ant), 2039 nucleotides. RefSeq lists its product as uncharacterized. Gene Ontology annotation, cellular component: dendrite; neuronal cell body; axon. The transcript is spliced from 6 exons. The coding region runs from base 378 to 2039 and encodes 553 amino acids. Gene Ontology annotation, biological process: sensory perception of taste. The record is from RefSeq and is a predicted model, not a curated record. Lineage: Eukaryota; Metazoa; Arthropoda; Insecta; Hymenoptera; Formicidae.